AUUGUGAGUGCUACUCACACCGAGUCGAGUCGAGUCGAGUUAUCUAUCCGAGUUAGAGGCAACCACCGACUACGCCACCCCCUAAUUCCAUUUCCCAAGCAGUUUCUUUUCUCGCUACGAAGUUACCGAUCCACGCCUCCAUCUCACCGAUUCCCAGAAAACAAAACCAGAAUACUGAAAUCCCCAUCCCCAAACACCAACCAACCAACCAACGAACCCAACACUGAACCCUGGCUCCCGACAUCUGGAAGCGUCUGUUCCCGGCUCGAACCCGAAGACCUCUCCCAAUCAUUCCGCAAAUCGGGAUAACCUGCCGAUUCAAUCCCCGGAUGGAAAUAAACCUAUUCAGGCUUUGCUCUGGCCUCAGAGUCCUCGGCUACUUCAUGAUCCUCCUCGUCACCGCAAUUAUCGGGGUCAGUUACUACGCCGUCGUCUUGCUCACCUGGGGCCCACAGUUACUCGGCGGCGGAUUCCACUCCUUUUUAUCCUUCGCCAUCAUCAUUACAUUCCAUGUUCUGCUUAUACUUUUAUUAUGGAGUUAUUUUAGGGUAGUGUUUAAGGACCCUGGCUCUGUACCUGGAAAUUGGAGACCGGUUUCCCCGGAGGAGAAUUUGGAGGUUGGUAGUUCUUUUGCAGCAGCGGAUGAUGGAUUGGAGAGGUCACGUGGUGGUUAUUGCAGCCAUUGCCAGAAUGGGAAGCCACCGCGGUGCCAUCAUUGUUCUGUUUGUCAAAGAUGUGUUCUCAAGAUGGACCACCAUUGUGUCUGGGUGGUGAAUUGUGUUGGAGCACGCAACUACAAGUUUUUUCUUCUUUUCUUGCUAUAUACAUUUUUGGAGACAACAAUGGACACCAUAGUAUUGCUGCCAAGUUUUAUCAAUUUCUUUGAUGAAGCCAAGAAUCACUCCUCCACUCCUGCCAAUUUGGCAAUAAUAUUUUUGGCCUUUGUUCUCAAUUUGGCGUUUGCUCUGAGUCUUCUUUGUUUCCUAGUCAUGCACGCAUCUCUUCUUUCAAGCAACACAACAUCAGUGGAGGUUCAUGAGAAGAAAGGAGCAGUCAGGUGGAAAUAUGACUUGGGCAGGAAAAAGAAUUUUGAGCAGGUAUUUGGCACAAAGAAAACUUUGUGGUUCUUCCCAUUGUUCUCAGAAGAUGAUUUAGACAACAUACCAGCACUUCAUGGCAUAGAUUUUCCAACACGUUCAGAUGUUGAGGCUUGAGGUUUUAUCGUCUAAGUGACUGCCCAUGAUCAUAGUGCAUUUCCAUGAUUGUGUUUAAUUGUUCAGUUGGAAACGAUAUACCUCAAGUUAUGUUUGCUUCGAUAGUGUCAUGACAUUCGCUUGAAGUGAAUGUAAAUAAAAGUUUUAGUUCAGAGACGUUUCUUUGUGACCGAAGUUUGACUUAAAGGAGAGGCAUCCUGUCAGCAACGUGACAGUUUAGAGUAA
Theobroma cacao (cacao) is the source of this 1439-nucleotide messenger RNA. RefSeq names its product DHHC-type zinc finger family protein. The record is from RefSeq and is a predicted model, not a curated record. Gene Ontology annotation, molecular function: palmitoyltransferase activity. Lineage: Eukaryota; Viridiplantae; Streptophyta; Magnoliopsida; Malvales; Malvaceae.